Exophiala viscosa is the source of this 1639-nucleotide messenger RNA. RefSeq names its product cytochrome P450 oxidoreductase. Lineage: Eukaryota; Fungi; Ascomycota; Eurotiomycetes; Chaetothyriales; Herpotrichiellaceae. Bases 30 to 1505 code for a protein of 491 amino acids. The record is from RefSeq and is a predicted model, not a curated record. Gene Ontology annotation, molecular function: heme binding; oxidoreductase activity, acting on paired donors, with incorporation or reduction of molecular oxygen; monooxygenase activity. The transcript has 7 exons.
UUGCCACAUUUUCUUGAUGAAACUGCGUUAUGGAGGGCGUUACUCGGCACCUUGAGCGUUCAAAAUUGUGGAGCAUCUUCACAAAGCAUGCCGCGAGCAUACUCAUCGUUGCGUUUCUACUUCAUCUACUGCAUACUCGCUAUAACACCCAGCUACGAAGAUUCCCGGGUCCUUUUCUUGCAUCCUUUACAAGUCUUUGGCAAGUAUGGGUAGCUUCGAGCGGCAAAGCCGAAGAGUACUAUAUGGAAGUCCAUCGGAAAUAUGGUCCCGUGGCAAGGAUAGGUCCCAAUGAGAUAUCCUUUGCCGCACCCGCCGCAGGAAGAAGCAUUUUCAAGACUGGACAAGGCUUCCACAAAACCGAGUUCUACACUGUUUUCCUGCCCAACAAUAUCAAGGACAUUUUCACCGAGAUCGGGGAAGACGUGCAUGCAACAAAGAAACGCUAUACUGUCCCUCCUUAUAGCUUGUCGUCCGUUCAGCAACACACUGCCCAGAUCGAUGCAUUGAUGGUCAAGUUCCUGCAGAAGCUGGACGACUUUGCCUACCAAGGCGUCGCCUGCGAUUUGGGAAAAUGGCUCCAUUACCUAGCUUUCGAUACAUUGGGAGAAUUCGCCUUCGCAAACCAUUUUGGCUUCGUCGAUGCCGGCACGGACAUGAACAACACCAUCGCAACUAUCAGCGACUCCACAUACGAGAGCGGCAUUAUCGCCCAAAUGCCCUUCGUGGAGAGGUGGACACGUUCGAUUCCAAUCUGGAAUUAUUUGCCUUCAGGCAAGAAUAAACUUUUCCUGCUAUUUAACAAAUCGACCGAAGUGCUCCAGAGGUUCCAAGGCAAAGAAACGGGCGAACGAGAAAAGUGUCUUCUGAGAUCGCUCCUUGAGGCCCACCAAGCUAAUCCAGACAAGUUCAAUCUGAAUGAUGUUCUCGCAGUUUCAAUGGGAGCUAUCGGAGCCGGCUCGGACAGUACCGCCUCGACGAUGAAUAGUUUCUGCUGGCACCUGGUUGCCGAACUGCUGCAGGCUCCUCUUUCCGAUAUUGUCCAAUACCAUGAAGCGCUGGAGCUUCCAUACUUCCAAGCUUGUCUGAAAGAGGUGAUGCGACUACAACCUGCCGUGGGUAUGAACAUCACUCGUCAGGUUCCCGCAGGAGGCACAGAAAUCGAUGGCGUAUAUGUGCAAGAGGGCACGCAAGUUGCCCUCAACGGGUGGGUGCUCCAUCGUGACAAGGAAACAUUCGGUAGCGAUGCCGAUGUUUUCAAUCUGGAAAGGUGGCUCAAAGCGUCCGAACAGGAGCUGAAAAUGAUGGAAAGAUCAUUGUUCCAGUUUGGCGGAGGCUCGCAUGUUUGCAUCGGAAGACAUCUCGCAUUGUUUGAGAUCAACAAAACCUUGCCACAAGUCUUCCGACAAUACAACAUCCGGGUUGUGGAUCCGACACACCCUCCUGCUCACAGAACAGGGUUCUUUUAUAUCCAAGAUGGACUAAGAGUGUAUUUGGAGAAGCGCUGAGUACGUUAGGGGAUGCGAUAGCGUCUGGACAAUGUGUUCAUGAAUGCAUGUAGUAUUUUGGUUGCCUCAUCGAGCAACCUGGCGGCUGAGCUUUCAACCCUUGACAACUUGUACAACUCGAAUUCAUGUAUGAC